This is a messenger RNA of Candidozyma haemuli, 2721 nucleotides long. RefSeq lists its product as uncharacterized. Gene Ontology annotation, biological process: regulatory ncRNA-mediated gene silencing; mRNA catabolic process. The record is from RefSeq and is a predicted model, not a curated record. The transcript has a single exon. The coding region runs from base 1 to 2721 and encodes 906 amino acids. Gene Ontology annotation, cellular component: nucleus; RISC complex; cytosol. NCBI's taxonomy places the organism in Eukaryota, Fungi, Ascomycota, Pichiomycetes, Serinales, Metschnikowiaceae. Gene Ontology annotation, molecular function: RNA binding; nuclease activity.
AUGGCUCAGACUCUCGCUGCAAAGGUCAAGAAUGUCUUGAGUGGCGAUACUGUGGUGCUUGUGCCCACCAAAACCGCUCAAUUCCCGGUUCCUGAGCGUACUUUGACGCUUCAGUACGUCAGAGGUGAUUCGUUUCUUGCCAAAGAGUUCUUGAGACAGUUGGUUAUUGGCAAGGAGGUGAAGUUUGAGGUUCUUUUCAAGAUGCCAACCACAGGUAAGGAGUUUGGUGACAUCAAGGCUCCAAUUUUCUCCUCUUUAAUCGAGUACUUGUUGGAACAUGGCAUGGUCAAGCUCAAGGACAAUAUUCGUGUGGAAGAUGAACUGAAUGUUGAAUUUGUGGAAAACUUGAAGAAGUUGGAACAGCAGGCUCAGACAAAGAAGCUUGGAAUCUGGGACGCCAAGUUCCAGGAGCCAGACGUGGUGCCAUUGUCUGAAGAUAUUGAAGCUUCCUCUCAGAAGCUGCCUUUGAACACCAUUGUGGAAAAGGUUAUCAGUGGAGACAGAAUUAUUGGACGUAUUCUUGUUAACAAGAACAAGCAUGUGCUGCAGCCAUUGCUUUUGGCUGGUAUCAAGACUCCUAGAACUGAUGAUCCUUCUGCUACCGUUGUCAAGGUCGCUCAGCAGGCUAAACAGUUUGUUGAAGAUCGUCUUUUGAGCACAAAGAGCAACAUCAAGGUUAAAGUCAUUGGUCACAACCAGGCUGGUCUUCCAUUGGUGAUUGUUGAGCAUCCAUCUGGUAACAACAUCCACGAGAAGCUCUUGGAGAACGGUUUCGCUGAGGUGGUCGACUGGCAGUCUUCUUUGAUUGGUUCCUCAAUCAUGAGCGGUUUGAGAAAAGCUGAACAAACCGCCAAGGCUUUGGGUAAAGGUCAGUUUGCUUCCGUGUCUGUUGCUCAGCCUUCUGCUGGUGGCGCUUCAAGCUCUAAGAUAUCUUCCAAGACGUUGAGACCUGGCGUGACUGUCGACAGUGUGACUAUCACCAAGGUAAUUAAUGCUGAUACCUUUAAUGUUCGCUUGCCAAAUGCUGAAGAGAUAACCGUGCAAUUGGCUUCUUUGAGAGCACCAAGACCAAAUGACUCUACCGUCACUUCUAACUCUCUGCAGCAGCAGGCCUUGGUUCAGAUGGCUCGUGAGUUUUCGAGAAACUUGGCCAUUGGUAAAUCAGCUUCUAUGUACAUUGACGGCUUUAGAGGUGCCAAUGAGGAGUUGGGAUUGGACUCCCGUUUCUUGGUUUCCCUCAAAAUCAACAACAAGGACGUCUCCGAGCAGAUAGUGUCCCACGGUUAUGCUACUGUCAUCAAGCACAAUAAGCAGACAUCCGGAGAGAGAUCGAUGAACUGGGACAGACUUGUGGAGCUUGAAGAGGAGCAGAAGAAGUUAGGAAAGAAGGGUGUCUACUUCAACGGAGGUGACAUUUCAAAGAUCCUCACCAUCGAUUCUCGUGUCGUGAAUGCAUCUGAGAAUGUUCAGAAGGCUAAGACCUUCUUCAACGGUUUCCAGAAGAAGGGCCGUAUUUCUGGCUUUUACGUGGAGUUCGUCUCUGGUGUCAACCGUGUUAAGUUAUACAACCCUAGAGAGGGCACCAAGUUGACGUUGAUCUUGGGUGGUUUGACUAACAGCAAGGCCCAGGAGACAGGUGCUGAUGGUCUCGAGUACAUGAACAAAAAGUACUUGCAGAGAAACGUUGAGUUUGAUAUCUAUGAUACCGACAAGAUUGGCGGUUUCAUUGGUAACUUAUACGCAAACGCCCAGGCCUUGAAGCCUGUCCAAAUUGAGCUCUUGAGCAACGGUUUGGCUUCUGUCCAUGGACUUGCUGUGAGCUCCAACAAGUAUGGUGCUGAGCUUGAAAAGGCCGAGGAUGCUGCCAAGGCAGCUCAUAAAGGUAUUUGGAAGGACUACGAUGAAGAGAAGGCUCAGAAUGAAGCCAACGCCGCCAGUGAAAAGUUGCAACAGCUCAACUUGGAAGCUGCUAAGCCUAAGUUCUUCAACAUUGAAGUCGUUGACAUCAGUCCCUCUCAAAUUUUGUCAUACCACUUGAUUGACGCUGACACGUCGGCCAAGUUCACACAAUUCAAGAAGGAGUUCAACGAUUUCCACUCGCAGAACGCUAGUGCUAGCGCCAAUUCUGCUGACUCCCCAAUCAACUUGACCAAGGGUCCUAGAAAGAAUGAAAUUGUGUCCGCCAAGUUCACCGAAAACGGCAAGUACUACCGUGCUAAGGUGUUGAACUUUGACCGUUCUUCUAACAAGUACGAAGUGAAGCACGUUGAUUUCGGCAACAUCGAUAAAGUGGGAUUGUCUGACUUGAGAGCUUUACCUAAGAAGUACAGUACUGACUUGAUCAAGCCUUUCGCUCACACAUUGAAGUUGCAGAACAUCACCUUGCCUCCAACCCAGCCUAACGACUACUUGACCGAGGCUAUCUACGUUUUGGAAGACUUGACUUUCGACAAGAAGCUUGUUCUCAGUGGUCUUCCAUCCACCAGCCCUGGCGUCGAGUACGAUGGUAUCUUGUACGACGCUGAAAAGUCCUUACAAGACCUGUCCUACACUCUCAACAAGCAGUUGGUGUCUGAAGGAUACGGUAUUGUUGACACUCGCGCACCAAGCCACUUGAAGAACUACGUUGAUGAGCUUGUUGCCACCGAAAAGAAGGCCAAGAGUGAGCGUCUUGGAUGUUGGGAGCUUGGCGACAUCACCCAGGGCGACGACGACUUCUAA